Messenger RNA from Protobothrops mucrosquamatus (brown spotted pit viper), 2043 nucleotides. It is a transcript of the gene CUNH2orf42, whose product is annotated as chromosome unknown C2orf42 homolog. The record is from RefSeq and is a predicted model, not a curated record. Bases 1 to 1725 code for a protein of 574 amino acids. The transcript is spliced from 8 exons. Gene Ontology annotation, cellular component: nucleus. Lineage: Eukaryota; Metazoa; Chordata; Lepidosauria; Squamata; Viperidae.
AUGGACUCCGUCUCCCUGAGGAGUAAAGUCCCGGCUUUCUUAUCAGACCUGGGGAAAGCAACCUUGAGAGGCAUCAGGAAAUGCCCCCGAUGCGGCACCUACAACGGCACUCGUGGGCUGAGCUGCAAAAACAAGACCUGUGGCACCGUCUUCCGCUACGGCUCACGGAAGCCGGCUGGCAUUGAUGCCGUCAAGAUCAUUACCGGCUCAGACCUCCAGAUCUACUCGGUGCGGCAGAGGGACAGGGGCCCUGAAUAUCGGUGCUUUGUGGAGCUGGGCGUCUCGGAGACCACCAUCCAGACUGUGGACGGGACCAUCCUCACCCAGCUCAGCUCUGGGCGCUGCUACCUCCCAGCAUGUCUGAAGGCAGCAACCCAAGGGGUGGUGGAAAACCAGUGCCAGCACCUGAAGCUUGCUAUGAGCUGCCAGGCAGAGGCCACCCCCUUGACGCUGAAGAGCUCCGUCUUGAACUCAAUGCAGGCCUCGCCCCAGACCAAGCAGACCCUCUGGGAGCUGGCCACCCAGCCCUCGGGGCCCCUGGUGCAAAGGAUCACUAAGAACGUGCUGGUGGUCAAGUGCAAGGCCGGCCCGAAGCACAGCUUGGGCUACCUCCACAUCACUUUUGCUCCCAGGUCUGGCCACAAGCACCUAGCGGGCCCCCGCUUUUUCUGCCCCUGCCAGUCCUUGAGGGCCAGCAAGGCUGGCUCUGCCACGGAAGAGGGCAGCCAGAGAUGCAUCCAUUUCUUUGCCUGCAUCUGUGCCUUCGCCAGCGACGAGGCUUUAGCCCAGGAGUUUGCGGAUUUCCUCAGCGAUGAGCCUGGCGGUUUGCAAUCCCCGGCAAGAGCUCCGCUUGCUUGCCAGCCAGAAUCCCCUCUGCCCUCGGGAGACUCUGCGGCCUCCAAAGCGAAGCGCAAGAAGAAGGACGAAGGGCUGGGCAUGCAGGCCAGCAGCCCCCUCUUGUCUCAAGAUCUGGCAAACAACUCCUUGCAGCAGAAAAAUGGACUGAAGAAGGCAUCCGUUGCAUCGCUGAAAAGGCAAACUGGCGGUCAGGUGCUGGAGGAGUCGCAGGUGGCCUUGUCCUUCCUGGAGUGGCUGGCCAGCGCCACGGAGCGGAUCCACCAAGCCAUGCACUACCAGUUUGACGGCAAGCCGGAGCCCCUCGUCUUCCACGUCCCGCAGGCCUUCUUCGAGGCUCUGCAGCAGCGAAUCUGCCUUGGGAGCGUCAAGAUGCGGCUUCCCAACUCCACGACAGCUUUUGUCCGCAAAGAUGCCUUACCUCUGGGUACCUUUUCUAAAUACACGUGGCACAUCACCAACAUCUUGCAGGUGAAGCAGAUCUUUGAUACUGUGGAGAUGCCUCUGGAAAUAACCCGCAGCUUCAUCCAGAACCGGGAUGGGACCUACGAGCCCUUCAGGUGCCCCAAAGUGGAGGUGGAGAGCAUUGCUGAGACCUACGGACGCCUGGAGAAGCAGCCUGUUCUUCGCCCCCUGGAACUGAAAACUUUCUUGAAAGUUGGUAACACAUCCCCGGAUCAAAAGGAACCGACGCCUUUCAUCAUUGAGUGGAUCCCGGACAUCCUGCCCCAGUCCAAAAUUGGCGAACUGAGGAUCAAAUUUGAGUACGGCCACUACAGGAACGGCCACCCUGCCGACUACCAGGAGCAGCGUCCUUCCCUGGAUCAGGCCCUGGAGAUCAUGCCGCUCACCACCCUCACCUUCCCCUGAGCGCCCCUCGCCUCUGUCUUUGUGUGCACAGCUGCACAGGCCCGUUUCGUAGCCGGCCACUCUCUCCUGCUCCCUGCCAGCCACCGGCCGGAAGAGCCGCAGUUUCACGUGACUUCGCUGCCCACCCUCUGCUCUCCAGGAGCUUCUCACUCGGGCCUCUCUUGCAAACAGCCCCCCCCCCAGCCGAGUCAGAUGGUGGAAUUAGUCCUCCCUGAAUCCCCAGGCCGGCUGGCGGCUCCAGCACACCCAGAGUGCCCCGGCCAACUCCUGUCCCUCCUUUCUCCCUGAGACGGCCGUCGUCCCAGCAGUUCCAAGGGC